AUGCAGGUUUUGGACCCGGAGUUGGGCAUAGGAUACGAAGACCUCGAACAGUCGAUCGGUACAGAGGAUUUUAUCCUGCAAUUGGCGAUGAAGGCGAACUCCAAUGAAAAGGAUGAUCCGAUAAACGCGAUCAAACUUUCACUUUCCCAGAAUAUGCUAAUGGCGGAUACCAUUGAUAUUGAAUCGCUAUUUCCCCAAAAGGUUAUCCAGCCAUCGCUGCUUCCCAAUACGAUCAGCGCCAUGUUCCACAUUGCCGAUGACCUGUUGGUCAUCGAUCAACUAGGAGGGAUUACCGCCAACUCCCUAUUGGGCCGCUUUACACAUGCCGACGAAGCUAUCCAUGCCCAUUGUAGAGAACUGGCACAGAUCGAGGCCAAUGCCAACCCCGAUGUGGUUUUCUUUGACAUUGGCUAUCAGGUAAAGGACCGUAUUGAUAAUAUCAACCGAAGAAAAUCCGUAUUUAGCCACCAAUUAAGCAUCCUUGAUUUUGACACGUCAGCUGACCCGAUAAGCUUAUCCGAUAUCUAUAUUUCCAUUGAUCAAAAUACCAUGGUGCUGUGGUCGAAAAAAUUAAACAAACGACUGGUACCCCGAAUGGCCUCGGCGUAUAAUUAUACCAAAUCUGAUCUUCCCUUGUUCCGGUUGCUCUGUGAUCUUCAACACCAAGGCAUCAAUGCCUAUCAUCAAUUUGAUUUGCACACCAUCUUACCGGGAUUGGCUUAUUACCCACGUUUACAGUUCCGCAACCUGAUAUUGUCUUCGGCCAAGUGGAUCAUCAAAAGUACCGAGCUAUACGGAAGCGGCCAAUCUACCGGUAAAAUUGCGUCGUCUAGAGCGUACCUGCGAAGCAUCGGUGUAACAGGUUAUUUCAAGAGUGGAUUUGCCGACCAAACACUUUGCUUCCAUAUAGAUAACGAUCGGGACAUGGAAUGCUUUUUGCGCUAUACCGAGAAAAUGUCCAAAAUUACCAUAGAAGAAGUAGUGAUGGGAGAGGAGCCGGUGGUCAGGGAUGAAAAGGGCAGUCCCUAUGUUGCCCAGUUCAUUGCCAGCCUGGUCCACCAUGAAGAAAUAUACAGGACGCCACGAACCAUUUCCCAUCCCAAAGCAAAGAAUGUACAGCGAAUGUUUGCUCCUGGGUCCGAGUGGAUCUAUUUUGAAGUGUACUGUCAUACCCAACGCAUGAAUAGUUUGUUGCUAGACUAUGUUGAACCGUUUGUUGUAUCGAUGAAGGGGACCAUUGAAAGUUGGUUCUUUAUCCGCUACCUGACCGAAGAUGGCUCCCAUCUACGGGUCCGGUUUAAAAUGUGCACAGCAGAUCAAGCACCGAUGGUAAUCGCCGCAUUUUCAGAAAUGCUGAACGAACAACUUACUGGUGGCAUCAUUGCAGACCUUUUGCUCAGAACCUAUAAAAGGGAACUUGAACGAUAUGGUCAAGAAUUGGUUUCUAAUGCUGAACAUUGCUUUCAUUUGGAUACUAACCUUGUCUUAACCUUGCUCAGAAGUGAACCUACGGAUCAACAACUUUACCAAAUGAGCCUCAUGGUUCUGGAGUCUCUAAGGGGUUCAGGGCUGUUAGGCCACGAUAGAUUUGAACGGCUUAUUUCCGAUGUUUCAAAAUCGUUUACCGAAGAGCAUCGUCUUGGAAGUGCCGAAUUUAAAGAGCUCAACAAGUGUUUUAAAGCCUUUUCCAAAUUGCCAAACCUCUACCUGAAUGAAGAACAACAUCUCCAUAUGGGAUGCUAUUGCAAAGGGCUGAUCUCAUUACUGGAACGGGCAGACGAAAUAGAGCGCAGUUCUACGACAGUGAGCAUGUUCCACAUGCACGUCAACCGGCUUUUUUCCUCACACCAGCGAACCCAUGAAAUGAUAUUGUACUACUUAUAUUUAAAGGAGUUCCAAAGGGGCAAAUUUGCAUAA
This is a messenger RNA of Ostertagia ostertagi, 1917 nucleotides long. The record is from the annotation of a GenBank genome assembly. Lineage: Eukaryota; Metazoa; Nematoda; Chromadorea; Rhabditida; Trichostrongylidae.